AACAUAGAGAUGUAUACAUCUCGAUGAGGAGUAAUUACUUUUGGCAGUUGUCAGUCAAAAAAAAGUUCGAAAUGUUCAGCUUAUUGCCGAAAAUUUGUUUAAUUUCAGACAUGUUUGUUGUUAUUUACAAGAUUGAAGAAAAGACUUAGUAAUGAAAAUUACUCCAAAAUUACAAAGAAAAUCAUCAAAAUUUUUUUCUUAUUUUCAAUGCAGAAAAAUACCGUUUCAAGCCAAUUUAGAAAUCAGGACAUAAUAUUUAACCUAUUACUUUUACAAAAGAGAUUUGAGAUUAGCCUAAUCUAAUGCCUUGGCAUGCAUGAUCGAUAUGCCACACACACAUAAUACGCUAUCGAUAUCAUACAGACACGCUAGCUGAAGUGAGUUCUAUGUUGCUGCUGAUUUGUGGAUUAACAUUCUGUCAAAAUGACUCCCAGUCCCACACCGGGUAGUGGUAAUCUCUCUGCUGUAUUACGAUCUACGGGUAAUCUUGUUUUGGAGGACACUUCGGUUCCUCAACCAAAAGAAAAUGAGGUGCAGAUUCAAAUGCAUGCUGUAGGGAUCUGUGGAUCUGAUGUUCAUUACUGGACUCAUGGUCGUAUUGGUGAUUUCAUUGUCAAAGCACCAAUGAUUCUUGGUCAUGAAGCAAGUGGUAUCGUGGCAGCGAUUGGAAGCAAAGUAACGUCCUUGAAAGUGGGUGAUCGUGUAGCCAUUGAACCCGGUGUACCAUGUAGGUUGUGUGAUUUCUGUAAGGGAGGUCGUUAUAAUCUCUGUGGUGAGAUGGCUUUCUGUGCCACGCCCCCUUAUGAUGGCAAUCUAAGACGCUACUACUGUCAUGCAGCAGACUUCUGCUAUAAAUUACCUGAUCAUGUUAGCAUGGAAGAGGGUGCCCUUUUGGAGCCGCUUUCUGUCGGAGUUCAUGCAUGUAAACGAGCUGGGGUGACAAUAGGCAGCAAGGUCCUCAUUUGUGGUGCAGGCCCUAUUGGAUUGGUUAACCUUCUCACUGCCAAAGCAAUGGGAGCUUCUUCAGUCGUUAUUACAGAUCUUGAUCAGAACCGUUUAGAUGUGGCUUCUAAGCUUGGUGCUAAUCAUAUCAUCAAGGUGGACACCAGGGAUGUACAGGAAAUGGUCAAACGUGUUCAUACUGCAUUGGGAGAAGAACCAAGUAUUACUAUUGAGUGUACCGGAGCACCGCCCUCCAUCCAGACAGGGAUCUAUGCAACCAAGUCAGGAGGUGUUCUUGUUCUGGUUGGACUUGGACCAGCUGAGAUCACUCUACCAGUUGUGAAUGCAGCAGUCAGAGAAGUGGACAUCAGAGGAAUAUUCAGAUAUGUCAACUGCUACCCAACAGCAUUAGAAAUGAUUGCAAGUGGGAAGAUUGAUGCCAAGCCUCUGAUCACACAUCAUUUCAAGUUAGCAGAAUCUCUGAAAGCAUUUGAGACAGCUAAGACUGGAGAGGGUGGAGCCAUCAAGGUCAUGAUCCAUUGUGACCAAUAGCUGAUUGUUGCUGAUGUCAUGUGAUCCAUCGUGACCAAUAGCUGAUUGUUGAUGAUGUCAUGUGAUUCAUCGUGACCAAUAGCUGAUUGUUGUUGUCAUGUGAUGUGGCCAUUCACAUGAACCUUCACAGGGUGGUUUGCUAUCCUGGGUAUCAAUCAAGUUCUGUACAAAAAAAGUGUCCAAAUGAACAGAUAAGAAGAAAUUAUAUAGAACUCAAGCAUUUGAAUAAUGAAUAAAUCUCAGGGAAUUAAAUUUUAUCAACCAUGAUCUGUAUACAAUAGAAGCUUGUCAACACACCAUUUAUCCACAAGAACAUAAUCAUGAAUAUCGAUCAUGAUGUUGACACAUAUUUUCACAACUAUCAAAAUAUAUAUAUAAAUGUAUUAUGUGAUACUUAGUAGAUAUGAUAUUGUAAUACUAAGAUGAUAACAUGAUAAAUUUUACACAAUUAGCUUUGCAAUUAUUUUAAACACAUUUAAAGAAGUUAUCUGAUCAAGUUAUCUGAUCACAUUUAAAGAAGUUAUCUGAUCAAAUGAAAAGAAAUUAUAUGAUCUAAUCACAAACAAUAAAAUGAUCAUUAUUUGAACGAAUUUUGGCCAAAAACUUAAGUCAGCCUAUAAUGUCAAUUAGAGAUUUAUCUAGAACCAUAUUCUAUUCAAAAUCAAAUUUCGCCCAUGAUCCAAAGAAAUGUCAUGUAAAAUUCAUGACAUGCAGCUGCUAGAAAACUUUUAAGCUCAAUUGAAGAUAUGACUUGGAAUUUAUUUUAGCUAUUAGUGAAUCCCUCCAUUGAGUCUUAAGUAAUGAUUCAUCUCAUCUGAUAUCAGUUUAUGUAGGAUUAUAAUUUAAAAAGAAAUAAAUAGUAAUGGGAACUUUGAUAUAUAUCUACUUUCAUUCUAUCAUCUUCCUAAGGCACUAUAAUGAGAUUGUGUCAAGCUUUGAAAACACCUGUGAAGCCCAUGUACGGUUGUCACAUGAUCCCACGUGUGCAUGGGUCUGUAACACAAAUAUUUGUGAUCAAUUUACAAGUUUCAUAUGAUAAGUUGCAAGUUGGUUUUGGCAGGAUACGGUUCCAGGAGACAAAGGGAGCAUUUUCUCUUCUUUUUUUUUAAUUCAUGUAAAAAAGUCACUGAAAUAAUACUUGCUAUGAAAAGUAAUAGACGUUUUAUUCUUGAAGUGACCCCCCCCCCCUUUUUUUUUAAAUCUUGGAUUCACUCCUGGAUUUAAUAGUUUGUUUAUGCAACACUGAUCAAGAUUGUUGUGAUAAAUUGCUAUCCAUUUCAGAAACUUUUGUAAUACAAUAAUUGCCUAUGAAGUAUGAAAUUAAUCUUUUUUUACUGAUUACAUGAGCACUGCCAUAUUUUCCUAGUUACUCAUAUCUUAUUCAAUUGCAUGUUUUCGAAGUUUGGCAUUUGAAAGCCAUAUAGUAAUCAUUCUUUAAUUGAAGCACCACAUAUGGAAGAGAUCAGUUACCCAUAAAACAAAGCUUAGCACUGUAUCAUUCAAGGUCCUGAGCACCUUAUUGAAUCUGAUAUUGUACUACACGUUCUUAAGAUAUCUGUUUAUAUGUUCUCAGAUUUUAUAUAUCAAUUAUAUCUUACAUCUUUAUCAUUUGACCAACUAACAUUUUUCCAUUCAUGAUUUUACUAUGUGUAUCUGUAAGGGGAAUCAUUCCUUAAAUGUUUAAUGUGAUUAUGUAAUGCUAUUGUAUUACUGCUAUGGUUCAUUUGUAAUAUAUAAUUGUACAUGAAAAAUGAAUGGUCAUUUAAAAUUAACAUUCAUCAUAUAGCAGUAUUAUUUUUCAACGUUUAAUGCAUGUGUAUAUGUGUGAAAUAUUAUAAGCAAUUUACUUUGAAUCUAUUUCAUUAUUGACAACAUUGAUAAUGUAUUACUGAAAUGUGUGAAGAGAACUGAUGAUAGUGAUAAUUGAUUUUAAGAUUUAAAAGUGGAUAUGAGAAAUGCUUGAUACGAAGAUUAGAAGGAUCCCUUUGGUUAUUGUCAUUGUAAAUACAUCUAGUGCUUUUAGGAGACACUUAAGGUUCUGUAAUAUCGUUCCAUACAAGCCUUGCGUGUGACUUGCAGGCAACUUUUUUUGCUCCCAGUAGGUCGCCCACAUUGACAGUUUCUCGCAUGCAGUUAACUGCAGAAGCGCACGCUAAUCUGAUUUGCACGCAAACAGUUUUGAACAUGCUCAAAACAUUUUGCAAUCACCUUCAAGGCUUGCACAGAACGAUGAGACAGGGCCUUCACAAAUUAUAUAUAGAUUAAUUUUUACUCUAAUUAUGAAAUUCAAUAUCUUGCCUUUGUAGCAACAUGCAUCACAAUGCUAAACUCAUGGUGAAUUUAUUCAAAGAAUUUACAGUAUACGACUACGUAUUAUUUUAGUAAUAUUUUGAUGUGAAGUGCUAUUUUCUCUCUAGUUUAAUUUUUGACGAAGAUAUUCAAUGAAUAAUAAAUUGAUUUUUAUAAAUUGUUACA
This is a messenger RNA of Lytechinus pictus (painted urchin), 3969 nucleotides long. Its product is annotated as sorbitol dehydrogenase-like. The transcript has 9 exons. Gene Ontology annotation, biological process: D-sorbitol catabolic process. The record is from RefSeq and is a predicted model, not a curated record. Gene Ontology annotation, molecular function: zinc ion binding; L-iditol 2-dehydrogenase (NAD+) activity. NCBI's taxonomy places the organism in Eukaryota, Metazoa, Echinodermata, Echinoidea, Temnopleuroida, Toxopneustidae. Bases 424 to 1494 code for a protein of 356 amino acids.